Molecule: messenger RNA, 1119 nt
Organism: Penicillium macrosclerotiorum
Lineage: Eukaryota; Fungi; Ascomycota; Eurotiomycetes; Eurotiales; Aspergillaceae
Product: SRR1 family protein
Exons: 3
Coding region: 1-1119 (372 amino acids)
Source: RefSeq, a predicted model, not a curated record
AUGGCACACGAAAAUGAUUAUGAUGAGUCCUGCGUGGAGGAUACAGGUCUGGGCUCUUACUCUUAUAUGUGUACCCGUCGCUGGCCCGAAAUGCCUCACGAUGCACCCCAAAGCAUAGAUGAAGCGGUGGCUCGAAUCGACCAGAUGUACGAAUCAGGCAUACCCUUUUUCACCAAGGAUGCGAUACGGAGCGCCUUUGAGCAGUGCCAGCAAGAGCCUGCAAGCGGCAAGAAGAUCUACCUCCCGGGCCUGGACGGCGCGAUAGUUGAGUUCGAUACUUGGACGGGGGAGAGCAGGCCCGGAACGAGUAUGGAUGGCGACGAAGUCAAAUUGGAUCGUCUACUGCUGGCCCCAAGUCUCAGGUACGAAUGCCGGGCGAGUCUGAAGCAUAGUCUCUGGUGGGGCAGCCACGUCGACUGCCCGCCUUUCUGCUCGCUGCUCCUUGCCCACCCGUCCAUUUCGAUGCGGUCGGGUACAAAAGAGUUGUACGAACCCCGGCCUCGACCGGUGCGCGCAGAUGUCGCCAAGGCGUUCGAGGGCCAUGCUCAGAAAUGGCGGGAAAGCGAGAUGUGCCUGAAGCUCGAGCAGAUUCUAACCAAGGCCGCAGCCGCGCAUGAGAUCACCAAGGUGGUGGGACUUGCGCUGGGCACGAUCUCGUACAUGGACAAUGAAUACCCGCGAUCCGCUGUCCAGCAUGCAUUGCUGCUUACAUUGCGGGACUGGCUGACGGCGAAGGGAGGAAGGGCAGAUCAAGAUGUUCCUUGCUUUGCCCAAGACCCGAUCUAUAAGUCUAUGGACAAGGCCAUCCUGCGGGAGCACGGGGUCGAGGUGGUCAAUGACCCUCGAGCCUGGCUAGAGAUUGAUGACACAUCUAUUGUGUUCUCCUGUGCCCCCGAUGUGCCUGUCAAGGAAAUUGUGGCUGAUAUUGCUCGACCAGCUGUCGUCAUCUGGGAGCAGGUUGAUCAUGAGGAUGCAGACCAAAAGGGCGGAGAAUCUAGAACCGAUCCCAGCUCGCCUCGAGUGCGGGCGAUGAUGGAGGGCUAUGCAAUGUUCGACUUCGACGCGGAUGACACCCAUUUUUGCAAUACGGUCGUCUAUGUUCGACGAUGUCGGGAGUGA